CUUUCUCUCUCUCUCAAGUUUUUAUCUUUUCUGGGUUUUCUUCAUUUUCUAUCAGAAAGACACAUAUACUCUCUCUAUCUCUCUCCUUAUAAAAACGACAAGUAAUUUUGGAACCUCCUGAAUUUAAAUAGAGUAAGGUAUGCUACAUACACAUUGGCAUACUAGGAGGAAGAACCUUUUAUGUUCAUAGCAGUAGGGUUUUGUGUUUUUCAUUUGAGCAUUUCAAGCAUCUCUCUCUCUCUUUUUCUCUCUCUUAAUUUUUAGACACUAGUUUUUUAGCCAAUACUCUCAUAUAUACAAUUACAAGUUCCAAGAAAGACAAGAGACCAAGUAGAAAUGGUCAGAGAGAAUAGGUACAGCACAUCAUCAAGAGGUGGUGGAAAUGGUGGAGGAGCAGCUGGUGGUGAUGGUGGUGCUGAGUUGAUGAUGAGUAAUAAUACCGUUAAGCCUGCAUGGCUAGAGGGAUUGAUGGCGGAGACAUUCUUUGGUGGUUGUGGGGUCCAUGAGAAUCGAAGGAAGAAUGAGAAGAACAUCUUUUGCUUGCUCUGUUGCCUUAGUAUCUGUCCUCACUGCCUCCCUUCUCAUCGCUCUCACCCUCUUCUCCAGGUGAGAAGAUACGUUUAUCAUGAUGUUGUUAGACUGGAGGAUCUUGAGAAGCUUAUUGAGUGUUCUUAUAUUCAGCCCUAUACUAUAAACAGUGCUAAAGUGAUAUUCUUGAAUCAGAGGCCUCAGUCAAGGUCUUGUAAGGGCUCUGCCAAUGUAUGCUUCACUUGUGACAGGAUUCUUCAAGAGCCAUUCCACUUCUGUUCUCUUUCAUGCAAGGUUGAUCACUUGGUGGAACAAGGGGAGGAUCUCUCUGCUAUUCUAUACAGAAUUGAUGAAUCUGAGUUUGCAUUUUCACAAUUAGAAGGAUUGAGAAUGGACAGCUCUGAGGUCAUUGAUGAUGAUAGUCACAUUACCCCUAACUUCAUUCUAGAGGACCAAGAUCAAUUCAAGGGCUCAUCAUGCUCCAAUGACACCAUGGGCAGUUCUGGAAUUUCCAAGGAGUCUGAGGUUGUGAAAAGGAAGAAGAAAGGAAGUGGCUUCCUCCCAGGGUUUGUACUCUCAUUGAGCAGCAGAAGAAAGGGCGCCCCGCAUAGGGCUCCUCUUUCUUGAAUAAUGUUCAGAAAAAUUCACAUUAAAAAAAAAAAAUCUGAGUUUCCUUAUUAAUAAUAUAUUAUAUAUAUAUCAAAGUUUAAUUUGUUUAUCGGCAUUAGGGUCGGCUCGCUUGGGUUCGGUUUCGAUUAAACUUAGCAUUAUGCUUCUUUAUUUUCUUAAUUAUGAUCCUAAAUUUUCAUGUUGCACUUCCAUUACUGACCUUUAAGUGGUUGUAUGGAGAGACUAUCUUGGAAACUAGCUAGGCUCGUUGCUCCACUAGUUUUGUAUGAUGUAAUGGAACUUGCACACAUGUGUUAUUCGCAUAAUUUAUUGCUUCCCCUUUCAAUUU
Messenger RNA from Manihot esculenta (cassava), 1486 nucleotides. Its product is annotated as protein RGF1 INDUCIBLE TRANSCRIPTION FACTOR 1. Lineage: Eukaryota; Viridiplantae; Streptophyta; Magnoliopsida; Malpighiales; Euphorbiaceae. The transcript is spliced from 4 exons. The record is from RefSeq and is a predicted model, not a curated record. The coding region runs from base 337 to 1155 and encodes 272 amino acids.